AUGGACUGGGGUAUGCAACGAGCGGCAGCACAAGAGGCGGUAAGACGUGCAAGAGGUCCGAGGGCUUCCACGGACAGACGAGAUACUGGUAUCUCCCUACAAGAGCUUGUUCAGAGUGAAGCAUGGCGGACCACAGCACAGGCCUUGGUGGAGGCGUUAGAAUCACAUACAAAGCCUUCGCAGGGACACAAUGACAACGCGCCAAAGUCGAAGGAGGCUUACCGCGACGACAGCUCUGCGCACUUGGACGAUGUUGCUAGACUCGACGAAAUGGAUACGGCAACGGAAGCACAGUCACAAGUUCGAGACCAUCUCGAAAGCAUUGGCUUGAAGCCCUGUUUCGACCUCGAAGCCGCGUUGCAAAGAAUGAUAUCAGUGCUGGUGGCCGUUCGAGAGACCUCUGAAUCGCAACAUGCGAAUGAGGUCGUCGGCUUACCCCUGAGAGAUAUCUCUGCACAGUACACUCUCCCAGACACUCCGACAAUAGUACGAAGUCAUUACACGGUCCCAAUGUUGGACAUCAGCUCUAUGGGUGGCCUGAGCGAAACAGAAUCGGCGUUUCCAAGAACAUACGGCGUGGGUACAGCCUCGACGGGAGUCAGUUCCCGUUCGGCUCGAAGUCUCCUGUCACCAAUCUCACCGCCCUCGCCGUUCACUCCCGUUCCGGGCUCCCAAAUGCCAAUGAGUUCAAACAGCUCAUCGAGUCUACCUCACAGUCUGACGACCGCUCGAGGCUUCCUUCCGGACACACCACUGUUCGAUUUGCCCACGCAUCCGCAACAACCGGAGAAGCUGACCGACUCCAUGUUCAAGAAGCGCAAACACCCCACCGACUUCUUUCGCGUCGGAAAGGUGUUCUGGAUGCUCUGGACAGAGCCCUCGGAUGACAACAACAGAAGCCAAUCCGAGUACAGUGCAGAGUAUUUCCGCGGCCGUAAUGACCAGCUCUACUACUCUAAGUACCGUUUAUUCGUUGUCGUGAGAGCCUCUCACAAUUACUGCAAUGUCGUCCCCAUCAUGUCCUAUGGAAACUCUGGGGUCAAGCAUACGAAGCUCGUCAAGAGUGAGCACGGCAUGGUCUACACAGGCAAAACCCCUCCCGAGGCCGAUCCCGAGGAGCAUGGCAUGCAGGAAAUACCCAUCAAAGUCGUCCCAGACCAGGUCUUGGACAGACUGUGGCCCAAGUCGCGCAUCAACUAUGGCAAAAAGCAAACCGUUGAGCACAAUGUGAGGGUAAAAAGCUUCGGUGUUGUGGAUCAGAAGGAUAAAGUGCACCUUGUUCGUCAGGCUCGCGUGCAGUGGGAGAGCCCACAAUCAGCGCCUCCGCUGUCUGGGCCUGCAGAAAAAGGUGUCUUUUGA
This is a messenger RNA of Zasmidium cellare ATCC 36951, 1359 nucleotides long. RefSeq lists its product as uncharacterized. Bases 1 to 1359 code for a protein of 452 amino acids. The record is from RefSeq and is a predicted model, not a curated record. The transcript is spliced from 4 exons. Lineage: Eukaryota; Fungi; Ascomycota; Dothideomycetes; Mycosphaerellales; Mycosphaerellaceae.